GGGCGCUGUUCGUUACGUAGAGAGGUAGCCGCCUACACUGCUCUGGAUAUCUAUGGCUGAGGAGCAGUCUACCGACCUCUUUUAAUAACAUGGAUUAUAGACCGACAUUACAUCGUUUUUGUGCUCGUCCUCAGCGCGUAGGCCUUCGUCCUGAAGGCGAUCGCACGGCGGGUGUGAUGUCCCUCUGGUGUGCUGGAUUGUGACGCGAGGACGGGCUCGCUGAGCAGCCUAAUGGACAGUAUCGAUAAGUUAGCUAUCAAAGCCUGACUAGCCUCUUUAUGCAGUUUCGGGACGCCAUUGUCUCAUUUUGUUGGCCCUGCCUGCUUUUGUAUUUGCUGACUGGAACUGGGUAUUACUCUGGAGUGUGUCGUAACAUCACCAUUACUGACAGACAACAGUAUUUACUCAUCUGGAGCGAGGAAGUCCAGCUGCGUCAGGCUAGCUGAGGUUGAUGAAGACGAAACCGGAAGCUGGGUGAUUAUGCUUUCACAAUAAAGGCGCCCAAAAUAUUAGUUUUGACUUUGAAUAAUGGCGUUCGUGAUUAGACUGAGCCUGUAACGCUUAAGGAAAACGGCAGCCAAGCUUUUAUUAGCACCAAAACUCUCCGUCUUUUUAUUACCGCGGUACACUGCAAGAUACCUAAGGCUUCAUAGGUUUUAUUCUGGAAGCUUUGAGCGGAAGUCGCGCCUCAUUCUGCUGUGUUUGACGCUGGUUGGAAGAGGGAUGUGGCCAGGAUGUAUUUAUGCUGCUGUUCAAGAUAUGAAAAUCAUUGAGUCGGCGCUGCUUCGGGAGCCGUGUUUCACCGCCGCACACAGCGGGGGUUACGACAGUUUCGCUGCCUGUCACAGUGCCUGUUGUCGGGGGUCGAAAACUGCGAACGCGUCCGAAGUUGCUGUGCUGGUUUCAUCUGGACUGGACUAUUUCCAUGAAUGCUUCUCACCCUCAAGCCCAAACACUUUGUGUGCGUAAUAAAAGUAUGUGAAUCGAUACAGUCAUAUAGUUGACUUUUUUAGUUAAUUAUUUUCCAGGACUUUUUCUCCCCCCUUUUUUAUUUUUUUUAUUUUACAAAUGUCAACAACUCAGCGUCAAGUAAUGAUGGAGUCCUCUCUAGCUCUCGGCCGACUGGAACUGACCCCUAGUUCAGCCGCUGUUGGGGUCAGCAGGACCCCGCGGCUCUCCGGCGCUCCCCCCGCCAAAGAGAAGUGCGGCCAACGGCAACUGGGGCCACUCGGCCAGGCUCACCUGAACGGCUGUGUCCCACUGUCACAUCAAGUAGCAGGUCACAAGUUUGGAGUGGAUAAAGUGGGUAUUUUGCAGCAUCCAGAUGGAACAGUCCUGAAGCAGCUUCAACCUCCACCCAGAGGUCCACGAGAGAUGCAGUUUUACAGCAUGGUGUAUGCAGAGGACUGCUGUGAUCCAUGCCUUUUGGAGCUCCAGAACCAUCUGCCCAAGUACUAUGGUGCAUGGUCCUCUCCUGACAGCCCCAAUGACUUAUAUCUGAAGCUGGAGGAUGUGACCCGGCGCUUUGUCAAGCCGUGCAUCAUGGACGUGAAGCUGGGCCAGCGGAGCUACGAUCCGUUCGCCUCGCAGGAGAAACGGGAGCAACAGAUCAAGAAAUACCCACUGAUGGAGGAGAUAGGCUUCCUGGUCCUCGGCAUGAGGGUGUACAAGCUGUGCAGUGACACGUUUGAUUCGUACGACCAGCACUAUGGGAGGGGACUGGUUAAGGACACCAUUAAAGAUGGCCUGGCUAAAUUCUUCCAUAACGGUGUUAGUCUGAGGAAGGAUGCCGUGUCGGCCAGCAUCUGCAGAGUGCAGCGUAUCCUCCGCUGGUUUGAGUCCCAGCACCAGCUGACCUUCUACGCCAGCUCCCUUCUCUUUGUCUACGAGGGCCUGCCAUCCUCUUCCUCUUCCCUUUCUUCCCCUUUUAGCACCCCUUCAAUCGGCCCAACCACGGGGAAAACUGCCACAUUGUCAUCGCCGAGUGACAGCAGCCGUGGUGGGGAGGGGAAAGCAAGGCAGGAAGGGGCGGGGCAAGAAGAGGAAGUGGCAGAGUACAACAACAACAAUAUUCAGGUGUCCGUGCCCUGGGACUACAGCCUGGCCACCAUUUACACCAACCACACAAAAGGUGGCCACCACCACUGUGCCAAGGGUCUUCUCCAUGGCAACAGUGAAGACGGCAAUGCUGUGGAGACGACAGUGAGCUCGGUUUCUGGAGAUAACCUCUCAGCCCUGUGUGAAGAAGACAACUCUGCGUGGAAACGGACAGGUGAGCCGCAGCAACCGCCGAAUGGAAACGGAAACAAAUCACAACUGGAAGGGAAGGACGAGGAUGGAGAGCGGGAGGGCAGGGGGAGGAGGAGAGAGGAGGAGGAGGAGCUGAAAGGACAAGGGGGUGACGCAACGGAGGGGAGCAGAGGAGACACAGAGGUGGAGGUCAGGAUGAUCGACUUUGCCCAUGUUUUCCCGAGCGAGAGCCACGAUCACGGCUACAUCUAUGGUCUCAAGCACCUGCUGACAGUGCUGAAGCAGAUCCUCUGUGAGGCCGUCUAGAGCUCUCCCUCCUCCCUACCUUCUCUGUAUCUCCUGACCUGCUCAGUAAACCACUGUCUCGCCCCGUCAACCCCUUCUUUCUUCUCAAAAGAUAGAAACCUUCCGAGGAGAGAGGGAAGAAUCAAAGAAGUGAAUAUUAAAACAGCAUCAUCAUCAUCUCACCUGAUUGUGAUGGUCAGUCGUGUGUAUGGUUGUUGUGUGUGGUGUUUCUGUGUGGUGUUGUGUGUGUGUGAGAGCAAAGUGGAGGUAGUAGAGGCUGAAAGCUGUGUUUUCCCUGUGAUCAGCAGCACUACAUGCACUAAUCAAUCCAUGAAGGCAUUACGACCCCGUACUUAAACACAACAUCUUCAGCUGCAUUUACUGAUGCUCAGUAAAGUCUUCACUUGACUUCACCUUUAGUCCAUCUGAGUCAUAGAAAAGAGUUCGACCAACAUCAUUUUAUGCCAUGGCCACUGAAAUUAGCUGCUGGCUUUCUGUUAAAAUUGUAUAUUGUUACACCUUAAAUUAAGGGUGGGCCAGGCAAUAUAAUAUACAUCAAAGGUGAUAGGAAGUAGUCGACCACCAGAGAUCUGGUCUGAGAAAGUUGAGCAUCAAUGUAAUACAGUACCAUGAUUUUUCAGUCACGCAAUUCACUAAAUGAAC
Molecule: messenger RNA, 3198 nt
Organism: Morone saxatilis (striped sea-bass)
Lineage: Eukaryota; Metazoa; Chordata; Actinopteri; Moronidae
Gene: ipmkb
Product: inositol polyphosphate multikinase b
Exons: 6
Coding region: 1069-2556 (495 amino acids)
Biological process (GO): inositol phosphate biosynthetic process
Cellular component (GO): nucleus; cytoplasm
Molecular function (GO): inositol tetrakisphosphate kinase activity; inositol-1,4,5-trisphosphate 3-kinase activity
Source: RefSeq, a predicted model, not a curated record